AUGAAAAAGGAGGAAGAGGAGGCUGUUAUGGUGAAAGAAGCUUUUGGAGAGGAAGAGGAGACUGAAGAUCUGAUUAACACCCGAGAGAGACCAGAAUCUCACUCUGACAGCAGGAAGAGGUCUUCAGGGGAACCAGACCCAGAGACGCCCAAACCAGCAAGACCACACCACUGCUCCCACUGUGAAAGGAGUUUUAGGUGGUUAGGGGACCUAAAACAGCAUGAGAAGAUGCACACAGGAGAAAAGCCUUUCCAAUGUUCCCAGUGUGGAAAGAGUUUUACCUGGUUAAGGGCCCUGAAUAGGCAUGAGGAAAUACAUACAGCAGGGAGGAAGACCUACCACUGCUCCCAGUGUGGAAAGAGAUUUACUCAGUUAGGGAGCCUGAAAAUACAUAAGAGAAUCCAUACAGGAGAGAAGCCUUACCACUGCUCCCUGUGCGGAAAGAGUUUUACCAUGUUAGGCAAUCUAAAAGAGCAUGAGAGGACACACACAAGAGAAAAGCCUUUCCAAUGUUCCCAGUGUGGAAAGAGUUUUACCCGGAUAGGGAGCCUGAAAAGGCAUAAAGGAAUACACUCAGGAGAAAAGCCUUACCUCUGCUCCCAUUGUGGAAAGCGAUUUUCACAAUCACAAGACCAGAAAUCACAUGAGAGGACGCACACAGGGGAAAAGCCUUACCACUGCUUUGAGUGCGGAAAGAGAUUUACCAAGUUAGGACAUCUGAAAAAACACGAGAGAAUGCACACAGGGGAGAAGCCCUAUUACUGUUCCCAGUGUGGAAAGUAUUUUUCUAAUUUAGACACCCUGGAAAUACAUAAGAGAAUACAUACAGGAGAGAAGCCUCACCACUGCUCCCUGUGCGGAAAGAGUUUGACCACGUUAGGCAACCUAAAAGAACACAAGAGGACACACACAAGAGAAAAGCCUUUCCAAUGUUCCUUCUGUGGAAAGAGUUUUACCCGUUUAGGAAGCCUGAAAAGGCAUAAAGGAAUACACUCAGGAGAAAGGCCCUACCAAUGCUCCAAGUGUGGAAAGAGAUUUUCACGAUUACAGGACCUUACAUCACAUGAGACGACACACCUGACCACUGCUCCCAAUGUCUAAGUACUUUUACCUUGUUAGGGAGCCCGAAAACACAUGAGAGGAGGACACACACAGGAGAAAAGACCUACCACUGUUCUCAGUGUGGAAUAAGAUUUACCUGGUUAUGGAACCUGAAAGACCAUGAAAGAAUACAUACAAAUACACAGGAGGAGAAGCUCUCAUUGUGGAAAGACAUUUUCCCAGUCAGAGGACCUGAAAUUGAGUAGAGAGGCUGUUGUUCUGACUUAUGUUUUUGACAGAAAUUGUGUUUUAAUUUGUUGUUUAUAUGAGAGAAUGUUUUUUUAGAAAUGUGCCUACUUUUACAUUCAUAAAAUGUGUAUUAUUAUUGUUUUGAUUAUGAACUUUGACUGGAUAAAAGAAAGUAAGUAACCUUGGACUCGGCUGUGAGCCUUUCUAUAGCAUAAGCGAGCUUGAUGUACACGUCCCCCUGUACAGGACGCUUACCCCCACCAAUCUACCUCCUUAAUGCUGAGUGCUGUGGUGGGAAACAAUCACUAUACUUUAUUACAAAUCAAAAUACUUCCAGAGUUUUUUUUGUAGAGUUAAGAAUGACUUUCUUACAAUUUCAAUAAAGCCGAUGCCGGUCUGCAGAGUAGCACCUCCUCACCUCCUCUCUCCCUCCAUCUUAUAUAGUGCCCCCUCCACACACACUCUAGCUUUAAAAUCCCUCCCUCCCUCUUCAGUUUCCCGCUCUUUUUAUUGCUCCGCCCACUCCCUUUGUCUAUGGUGGACGGCUACAUUCAAAAACUUUCACUCAGUUCAGAAUCAAUAGUAAUACACUCAAUCAAAUCCCUUAUCUUGCAAAAAAACACUCAUGUUUUAGUUUAAACUCUGUUCGACCGCUGGCGCCGCUCUUUAUCACUUUGUGUGAGGAGAGAGACAAAAGGCCACCGCAUGUGUGUAUGUAUGUA
Messenger RNA from Coregonus clupeaformis (lake whitefish), 2012 nucleotides. RefSeq names its product zinc finger protein 239. Bases 1 to 1101 code for a protein of 366 amino acids. The transcript has 2 exons. NCBI's taxonomy places the organism in Eukaryota, Metazoa, Chordata, Actinopteri, Salmoniformes, Salmonidae. The record is from RefSeq and is a predicted model, not a curated record.